Caenorhabditis angaria is the source of this 2484-nucleotide messenger RNA. The record is from the annotation of a GenBank genome assembly. NCBI's taxonomy places the organism in Eukaryota, Metazoa, Nematoda, Chromadorea, Rhabditida, Rhabditidae.
AUGGGAGGCCGAAUGGGCGUGGCCAGACGUGGCAGUGACGUCACAUCGAACGUUUCCACGUCAGUGCGUGGUGGCGGGAAAACCGAAACACCGUGUUUGCAAAGUUUUUCGGUUAUUCGAAGUAUCGGAAGGGGAGCUUUUGGAAAAGUUUGUAUUGUUCAGGAAAGAAAAACUAAAAAAUAUUUUGCGUUGAAAUAUAUGAAUAAGAGAAGAUGUAUAGAAAAGGUAGGUCUCACCAGAUAUACUGUAGAAAAAAAGUUUUUUUUUUUUUCAGUGUGUCGCUUCAAAUGUAAUUCGCGAACUAACCCUUCUCUCAACAAUCUCACACCCUUUCAUCGUCAAUUUAUGGUACACCUUUCAAGAUCCCGAUUAUAUGUACAUGGUGUCUGAUUUGCUGCUCGGCGGUGAUCUUCGCUAUCACUUACAUCAAUCAGGAAAAUUUGCCGAGGAUCGAGCAAAAUUGUAUUUGUGUGAGAUAGGUUUGGCAGUGGAAUAUUUGCAUGAGAUGAAAAUUGUGCAUCGAGAUAUUAAGCCUGAGAAUAUUCUGUUGGAUGAACAAGGACAUGCGCAUUUGACGGAUUUGAAUUUGGCGACACAAUUGGAGACUGAUGAAUUAGCUACUAGUUAUUCGGGUGAGAAAGGGGGAGGUUUGGAGAGGGAUACAAUGGAAGAGAAUUCCAAAAAUGAGAACUUAGGCCACAUGAAAACAUAGAGCUUGUAUAAAUUCUGAUAAUUUUCUAUAUGAGAGUCACCCCGCGAAAAAAUAAUAUUGAAUUUUCAAAAAAAAAUCUCAAAUCUCCCCCUAUACCCGCGACGCAUGUGCGUUGCGGUCGCUUUUCAAUACAAAAACCCCUCUCGCUGUCUGCGUCUCUUCGAGCAAAUUAAAAUUCAUUUUUUCGCCUGGUGACCCUUCAUUCCAAACGGACAGACUGAAGACAGAAGUUCAAAAAAUGUUGAAUCCACACCUGACGAGACCUGUCCAAAAUGGACACUGUACAAAAAUUUUCAAAGUCACAAUGUACAUUUUUUCACGAAAAAGUGUAAUUUUCAUUGCUUUGCGGUGGAUUUUGAUGAAAAUUUUCAAAAAAUUCGAAAUUUCACCCUGAACAUUUUUUUCGCCAAAAUUUUUCACGCUGCACAAAAAUAUUGGGACACUCUCUCGCCAGGUGUGGUUGAAUCACUUGAAAAAUACAUCUCAUAAAGUUCCGUGAACCUUUUGCUGCUAUAUUCCAGGUACUCGCCCCUACAUGGCUCCAGAAAUCUACGCAACCUACCUCGGUUUAGCCGACGGCUAUGACAAACGUGUCGAUUGGUGGGCUCUUGGUGUAUGCUACUAUGAAAUGCUGCGCGGGCGAACACCUUUCGAAUUCUCCGCUCGAACAAAACCCGAAGAAGCCUAUGUGACAUUUCGAGAUGCUUCAAUUCCAUUUCCAGCCAGUUGGCCGUCAGAUCUCAUUCAUUUCUUGAAUUCAUUCCUCAGAUUUGAACAGGAUAAGCGGAUCGGAAGUUUGCAAGCAAUCAAACAACAUCCAUAUACAGAAAGAAUUGAUUUUGAUAGUGUAUAUUUACGGUGAGCCUUUUUCUAAAAAGAUUUGGAAAAUAUUUUUUUAAUGGUUUCAAUUCUAUAGAAAACCAGCACCAGUAUUCAUUCCAUGUAAAGAAGGUUUGAACUGUGAUCCAAUGUACGAGUUAGAGGAGCGAAUUCUCGUUUCGACACCAAUUCAUCGAAGACGGGCCAAUUAUACGUCGGCAAGAAGUUCGAGUGAACCGCAAAAUGCGGCGCUGAAUGAGGUGUCGAAGGUUGGUCCUAACUAAAUUGUGCUAGUCUGAGUUUAGGAGCUGUGUGCGGGACAGUUGCAGUUGAGCCACGCCCACUUCCGGGUAGAGACAGAGACAGCGCGGUGAUUUUAAAAAUGAUUUUUUUGAUUUUUGAAAAAAACUUCUGGGGAACUUUGGGAAAUAGAAUUUCACUUGACAGCUAGGGUUUCUAGACUCGGCUACUUGACAUAGACGCUUUCAAGGGGCGCCUCCUUGUCAGUGUGGAUAUCUCGAUACGGGCCCUAGAGAAUUAGCUUCUCUAGGCUCAGCUACUUGAGAACUAGGGUUUCUAGACUCGGCUGCUUGGCAAAAAAGUUUUCAAGGGCUGACUCCUUGUCAGGGUGUAUCUCUAGAUACGGACCCUAGACAAUCAGGUUCUAAAGGAAGGCUUGAGAAGUAGUGUUUCUAGGACUUGUCAGGGUGGAUCUCUAUAUGCAGGCCUUAGACAAUAAUCUUCUCUAGGCGCGCCUCCUUGUCAGGGUGAAUCUCUAGAAACGGGCCCUACACAAUCAGGUUCUCUAGGCGCGGCUGCUUGACAAAUGUUCAACCCUCUUCAAUAAAUUUCCUAUUCAGGCUUUUAUCGAUUUUUCGCGCCACAAUAUGCCAAAUGAAUCACCAUUACUAAUACAACCAACAACUACAAAAAACGGAGUCGCAAAAAAAUAA